AUGGGGGUACAGCUUCCUGGAACAACUCUGACUGUCACAGGUUCCCAGGUGGAGGUGACUCCUAAAUGGAGAUCAGAGUUGAAGACACUGACCUGUAGCACCACCUGUACUCUGACUGACAACCCCACCUACAUCUGGUACAAGAAUGGACAACAUCUAGAUGAGAGCACCUCCCCCAGUGUUCAGGGUCAGAGGUGCAACAGAGUGACUUACACCAAGAGGAGAAUCUGUGUCUUGAAGGGGUCAACAGUGGACAUAUCCUGUACUUAUGUUGGUUAUUAUUACAUCACAUCAUCAUUCUGGUUUAGAAGUGAUAAGUCGACCCCUGAAGACCUAACCACUGACCCAGGGUAUGCAGGUCGUGUGAAGUACCCUGACAAAGAGAUGUAUAAAGAUCCCUGCAUCCUGAGAAUCUCAGAUCUGAGAGAGGAGGACUCAGCUGAGUAUCGCUUCACUUUUAAAACAGACAACUUUGAAUGGGGUCAUAGUUUCCCAGGAACAACUCUGUCUGUCACAGGUCUGCAGCUGAACGUGACUCCUGCUGCAGAGGGACAGAAGACACUGACCUGUAUCACCACCUGUACUCUGACUGACAACCCCACCUACAUCUGGUACAAGAACGGACAACGUCUAGAUGAGUCCACUUCCCAACAAUACUCUAGUAAUAUCCUAGUAGUGUUGGGUCAUUCUGUGGACAGUUACUCCUGUACUGUAGAACACCAUGAGGACCUCCACUCUCCUGCAGUGUGUAAGUAUGAAUUAAACUACUAUUCUACUUAG
Oncorhynchus keta (chum salmon) is the source of this 780-nucleotide messenger RNA. RefSeq lists its product as uncharacterized. The record is from RefSeq and is a predicted model, not a curated record. The transcript is spliced from 4 exons. Lineage: Eukaryota; Metazoa; Chordata; Actinopteri; Salmoniformes; Salmonidae. Bases 1 to 780 code for a protein of 259 amino acids.